Messenger RNA from Lymnaea stagnalis (great pond snail), 18845 nucleotides. Lineage: Eukaryota; Metazoa; Mollusca; Gastropoda; Lymnaeidae. The record is from the annotation of a GenBank genome assembly.
ACUAUUAAUUAUAAAGAUGGCGACCGUCAGUAAUGAAGUCUUUGCUGGGCCUGGGGUAAAUAGAGCUAAUUAAUUAUCACACUCAAAAAAAGGCCCUACGUCUGAUAUUUAAUAAAGUUACGCUACCGCCUAAUUUAAUAAUAUGUAGUGCCACAUGUAGGCUAGAAAUGUUUAAAUUCUUUCAUUUAUUGUACUCAAAAGAGAAUUAGAAUGUAGUAAUUAGUAAUAGUCUUAAUAGUAAUUAGUAAUAAUAAUUUACUAGGUACUUGAAUACAAAAUUUUAAAAAAUUGAAAUAAUUUUUUAAUAACACAGUUAGUUAGAGCAAAUUUCAAAUUAAAAAAAUGAAACCAGAAUCAACUUUUUAGCUUAAGUACUUUUUGAGCUAUGAAUUGUUAAAGUUAAAGUGUGAGUUCGUUUGAUAUUUUUUACUAUGGACGAAACUUCCACAUCUUGUGACCUCAUUCCACAGAUCGCGUCAUGCGCAAUGACUAUAUACUUUAUAUAAGGCAACGCAUCGCCUUAACUUAUCACUAAAAUACUGUUUAGGGCAGGGUCGACUUAAUUUAAACUUUCAACUUUGGCACAUGAAUAAUUAAUUAAAGUUAAAGCUUUCCCUGACCAAUGGUAUAGUAGUUUUUGCACACGGCAAACUCUUAUGAAUGAAACUCUGAGGUAGUACUACGAUACAGCCAAUAUGCAAGUGGCUGUGAAUGGUUGCCAAUGACAACGUGUUGCACACCGUAAAUUCUGAUCAUUUAUAAUAUGGACUCUACCGGGUUGUUAAAGCUCAAAUUAAAACAUUCCUGUUUGAAUGUCUUCAAAAUGCAUUCUGAAACACAAGUUAUCAAAUAUUUUGAUGUAAAUAGUGGUAAUGAAUUAAUAUUCCCUAAGUAUCGGCAGCUUCCCCCAUUAAAAAGCUGGUGUGGCCCACCCCAUGGCGAAAUUAGGUUGAGCGAACUGCAUGACCUGCUGCGAACGCUUAGAAACAUGGCGUCUAUCGUAAGACACAUAUCGCUGUGAAAAUUGGCAUACAUGUAGAUCAAUACAUUCCCCAGAUGCCAAAAAAAUUUGGUAGUGACAAAUCUUUUACUUUGACUUAAUUUUAAUGAUGAAAGUUGCCUUAUAUUUACCAAGGAUUUUCUGAAAGCUGACUGAUUGUAAAUGAAAAAGAAAUUGAUUAAAAUGUAGGCCAAGAUGUCUACCUAAUUAUAAGGCUGAAAACGGAACUCAAAUAUAUAUCGAAAGUACUAAUUAAAUAAUAAAUAGACACACACAUCGGAAAAUUAAAAACUCUGAUUUUUCGGCGCCGAUUUCUAUUUCCGAUACCCAAAAAGUAGUAGUCUCCCUUGUUUCAUCGAAGUAUCUAUAGUUAUAGUAAUGUUGAUUCUGGUUUCAUUUUUUAUAUAUGAAGUUUGCUCUAUGCAUCUGUAAUAUAUAUAUCGAAGUACCGAUCAAUGAAAUCAGUAAUUAAUUUUAACAUUUUGUGAAGUAUGCUAAACUUAAUAAAACUUAAAUCGUAUUCCGUAUUGUCAACUUUUAAUGACUAUACUAUUAAUUAAUAUUGUCGUAAUCAUUAUUAUCAUUCUAAAACAUAAGUAAUCAAAUAUGUUGAUAGUGUUAAUAAUUUAAUAAAAAGUUAUCCAAGUAGUAUAAUAUUAUUUGAAUACCAAACUUUAAAUUUAAAAAAAUGAAACUAAAAUCAACUUUCUAAAGAUGACUUAGACGUAAUAGAUUUUGGGCUUUAAUUUUCAUAUAUAUGAGUUGUUGUUUUUUUUAACAUGGACAGCACCUACAAAUUCUGUGACCCAAUUCUGGUAUAGCCAUGUAUACUGCUUAAAUUUGAACACAUUAAAAUGUACUUAAAUCCCUUAUUUAACUAAGCCAAUAGUUGAAAAAUGUACUUAAGUCCCUUAUUUAACUAAGCAAAUAAUUGAAAAUUAUUACAUUUAUUAGACAGAAAGAAUAUUUUAAUUUGAUUGUCUCAAAAUGGGUAUUUUGUGACUUAAGUUCUUUUAAUUCUAAGGUCUUCAUUAAUGCUUUCAGUCAGCCUAACAAAAUCUAAGGUUUGUGUUAACUUCACCGUUAAGGUUCAAUUUGUGUUUCAAAAUAAAGAGGCCAUUUAAAAAAUUCUAUUCAAAAUCUUUGUUUCAAGUUGAUUAUAUUAAUUUCUAAAAUAUAAUUUAAAAAUAUUUUUGCAAAAUAACUUUUCCUUGAUUAGGAAUUGCGGAGACAGCUAAAUCAGUUCCUUCAAGGCACGAGUAGUGGAGCUCCUUUUAGCUACGACUCUCUCGCUAAUUCUGCAUUGUUUUUACUACGCACUGUACCUGUUGCGCGACAUGCUGUUUUGGAGCAUUACGCUGUCUCAUUUGAUGAUGCAAUCAACACUCACUUGAGCUGUGCUGAACGUGGUCAAUGGGGCAGCCAAGGUCUGUGAUUUGGAAGGAGAAAUGUAUUCUGUAAUUUAAAUUUCAAUAUUAUUCACUAUCAAAAUGUUAGAAAAAAAAAUGACAUUCUUCUGUUUUCUUUUUUUUUUUAAAUUAAUUUUUUUUUUUUUCUUAAAAUCUCUUUUUUUAAUUUUUAAAUUUUUUUAAACAAAAGAAUUUAUAUAUCCCUUUUAACACGCUAUUUAAGAAGAAAAUAAUUAAAUUUAAAAUUUGGAAGGAGAAAUGUAUUCUGUAAUUUAAAUUUCAAUAUUAUUCACUAUCAAAAUGUUAGAAAAAAAAAUGACAUUCUUCUGUUUUCUUUUUUUUUUUAAAUUAAUUUUUUUUUUUUACUUAAGAUCUCUUUUGUUAAUUGUUAAAGUUUGUGAAACAAAAGAAUUUAUAUAUCCCUUUUAACACGCUAUUUAAGAAGAAAAUAAUUAAUUUUAAUUAGAGGAUUUAGCUCACAAUAGAUAAAAGUAGGUGCAUCCCAUAUAUCCCAAUGUACUUAAAUUAUGAAACAUCUAAAUACUUUUAACUGCACUGACCAACAAAUCUACUAAAGAUUGAAUUAAGCGUAUGUUAUUUAUUUCUUAAUGCCUUUAGAUCCUGAGGCCUUACAGAGAAGUCAGCUGUCUGCCUUGCAGGACGUCACUGGUGUACUUCUCAGUUUUAUCAAAUCCAAUGCAGAAGCAUGGGCCCCAGUUGUUUCUUCAGUGCGUACUUGGUGAUUAUAAACCAAUGACAUCAGACACUUGACUGAGUCAGAUUGAUACCGUUGAGACCAUUCUGUUUGUUAUUCUUUUUAAAGUACAAAUAUUGCUUGUCAGUUUUAUUUCACAUCAGUGUGACUUUUAUUUUCAAAGUCAUUCCUUUAAACUUUAAAAAGAAUUAAAAAAUUAGUAUCUUAAGUUUAAUUACAUUACCAGUUGAUUUUUAUUGUUUCUAUAAUAUAUGUAGGAAACGUGCAAUGAUUCUUUUUGAAUACUUACUGUUUUAGUGGGCCCUAUCCCUGCUUGGUCAGAUGAGCAGCAAGUAUGCAGCUAAGCGAGGAGUUCAGCAUGUGACUUCACUCAAUGAAGUCCUUCAGAUGUGGAUGGCGUGUCCGCCUGCUAAAAUGCUUAUUGAAAUCACAACAGAAUGUUUCGCUGCCAUGUAAGUUCUUUUUUUAUGUUCUUUUUUUUUGUUUUUUUUUUUUGUUUUUUUUUUUUUUGUUUUUUUUUUUUUUUUUUGGAUUCAGUUCUUUUUUUUUAUGUUCUUUUUUUUUUCAUUCAUCAAUUUUUUUUAAUUUAAAAAACAGUAUUAUUGGGUUCAGUUCUAUUUUUGGGUUCAGUUAAUUUUUUUAUAUUCAGUUCUUCUUUUGGUUCAAUUCUAUUUUUGGGUUUAGUUAUUUUUUGGGGGGUUCCUUUCUUUUUCUAUUCCGUUCUUUUUUUUUUUCCCUUUUAAGUUAAAUCACUAGUUUUUCCAAGAAGUGCAAGUGGAUAUUAUGUGAGAAGUGCUAAUUCUUAAUUUAUGUCACAAGGAAGACACCAUGGAUGGGAUGACAGCUUUUGAAAUUAUUUCAGGGUUGGUAGUGCACCAGACAUGUGUGUUGAUGCUCUGUUGGAAGCCUCAGUUCGAUAUUCACCUUAUUUUGACUGGGUUGUUGCACACAUUGGGUGAGAUUUAUAAGAAACAUGUAGUUUUUAAGAUGAAUAUUGUAUAAUUAACAUUAAAAUGUCACUGCCGGUUUUCAAGUGCUACAAUAAUUUACACUGAUAAUUGAACUUUUAAUCAAGUUCAUGUUUUAACAUUUCACCAGUCUCAAAUUAUCAAUUUUAAAUCAAAAAAAUAAAUCCAUCUGUUUCGUUUAGAUCCUGUUUUCCAAGAACAAUCAUCACACGUGUGUUGAACUGCGGACUCAAAGAUUUCUGCAAUAGUGGGGUGGACGGCACGGAAAAAGACAUCGGCACCAGUCGCAACAAGGUUCCCAAGAUGGCCUCGGUUGUGGGGAUUCUGGGUCAUUUAGCCGCCAAACACAGUCAAGACAUUCGGAAAGCUCUCAUGGCAUUAUUUGAAGUGUGUUUUAUUGUUUGUCAUUGUUUGUUAUUGUUUGUCAUUGUUUGCUUUCCACGCACAAAUUAAUAAUGCAGUAAUGUUAACGGACACAAAUGAAUACAGGACUAGAAUUAAAUGCUGCGAUGUUUAUGUUUUUUUAAUGUUGAAAUUCACAAUUGUGAUUGGCAGUGGAAUAUUACCAAUUGUAAUUUUUUCCAGGCAAGUAUCCACUCUGACACGCAGUCCACCAAGGUGACGACGCUUCCCUUCUUGCUUCAGUUGGCCUCGAUGUCAGACACGCUGCUACAUAUACUGACCACCGAUCUAGUGUCUAUAUGUGAGAAAAUUGCCAUUAAUUGAAUGGCCACUGUGGUGUCAUGGGUUGCAACAUUAAAAAAAAAUGAUAUUAAUAUACAGUUUGGUGCAGUAUGGGGAUAUUAUGGGGGGGGGGGGAUGAAUAACUCCAUGCUUGACUGCAAUGGUUAAGAUUAACCCUAGUGAUUCCACAUAUUAACUCUUCUUGUCUCGUCCAUUGGUGAACUUAUUUCAUUCAUCAGCGUGUCUUGCUCCAUCAACCAGUUGUUGUAUUCAUCUUUUAAGUGAUGUUAUUUCCAUUCAUUUUUAUUUAUUCUCAAUGAUUACAAUCCGUACAAAGUGUCAAUAUAAUAGUGUGUCCAUAUACGUGUCACAAAGAGUAUUCCCAAAGUUCUUUUACUUACCAUUAUGAUAAACAAAUAGAUUUUUGUUACUUACCAUUAUGAUAAACAAAUAGAUUUUUGUUACUUACCAUUAUGAUAAACAAAUAGAUUUUUGUUACUUACCAUUAUGAUAAACAAAUAGAUUUUUGUUACUUACCAUUAUGAUAAACAAAUAGAUUUUUGUUACUUACCAUUAUGAUAAACAAAUAGAUUUUUGUUACUUACCAUUAUGAUAAACAAAUAGAUUUUUGUUACUUACCAUUAUGAUAAACAAAUAGAUUUUUGUUACUUACCAUUAUGAUAAACAAAUAGAUUUUUGUUACUUACCAUUAUGAUAAACAAAUAGAUUUUUGUUACUUACCAUUAUGAUAAACAAAUAGAUUUUUGUUACUUACCAUUAUGAUAAACAAAUAGAUUUUUGUUACUUACCAUUAUGAUAAACAAAUAGAUUUUUGUUACUUACCAUUAUGAUAAACAAAUAGAUUUUUGUUACUUACCAUUAUGAUAAACAAAUAUAUUUUUGUUACUUACCAUUAUGAUAAACAAAUAGAUUUUUGUUACUUACCAUUAUGAUAAACAAAUAGAUUUUUGUUACUUACCAUUAUGAUAAACAAAUAGAUUUUUGUUACUUACCAUUAUGAUAAACAAAUAUAUUUUUGUUACUUACCAUUAUGAUAAACAAAUAGAUUUUUGUUACUUACCAUUAUGAUAAACAAAUAGAUUUUUGUUACUUACCAUUAUGAUAAACAAAUAGAUUUUUGUUACUUACCAUUAUGAUAAACAAAUAUAUUUUUGUUACUUACCAUUAUGAUAAACAAAUAGAUUUUUGUUACUUACCAUUAUGAUAAACAAAUAGAUUUUUGUUACUUACCAUUAUGAUAAACAAAUAGAUUUUUGUUACUUACCAUUAUGAUAAACAAAUAGAUUUUUGUUACUUACCAUUAUGAUAAACAAAUAGAUUUUUUUACUUACCAUUAUGAUAAACAAAUAGAUUUUUGUUACUUACCAUUAUGAUAAACAAAUAGAUUUUUUUACUUACCAUUAUGAUAAACAAAUGGAGAAAAAAAACAACACAGUCCACUCUAAUUCUUUAACUAAAAAGUAAAAAAAGAUUCUUGCAAGGUAUUCAGCGUCUGUUGUGUGAUGGACAAUGUGAUUCCUCAAUUAACUGGUUUACUGUUUUUUUUGGUCUCCCUUUUAGUAACACCUGCUGUGGUCAAUAAGUUGCAUCGCCAGUUCACUCACUGGAAGAGGGCAUCUCCAUCUGAAUAUAACAGGUAUGGUUGUGACCUUAUUCAGUUGAUAUGUAAUUUACUUGAGUGAAUGUGCUGCAAGAUAUAGAUACACACACACCUUAGUUUCUAAGUUAAAUAGGUCUCCUAACGCUACCCUCUAUAGAUUUAAUGUAUAUACACUUAACCUAAAGGGAACAUGACUCAAUCCAUUUAAAUAGGUCUCCUAACGCUACCCUCUAUAGAUUUCAAAGUAUUUACACUUAACCUAAAGUGAACAUGACUCAAUCCAUUUAAAUAGGUUUUUCUCUUCAAAUAUAUUUACACACUCAUGUGUGGGUUUUUAAAGGGCUAUAAUGACCAUAUCUCUUAUAAAAGCUUUAAAUCACUUCCCUUUCGGAAAUGAUAGUACAGUGAUCCUUCGUCUAUCACAGGUUUAGGUUUCAGAACGCAACCCCCCCCCUUUCCUCCCUGCAUUAGGUGAAAAUUUGUGAGGUAGCGACCUUAUAAAAUAUUGUUGAUAAAUAUUUUAAGGCCUUGUGAAACCUCCCCUCUCUUACAUAACAAACCUUUCCCACACUGUAAGUAACCUUUCUAACACUCUUAUAAACACUUCCUGUGCUCUUAAACACUUUCUUUACUCUUAAACUUAUGUAAUUUUAACAGCACAUAAAAUUCUAUAUGGGUACUAUAUACUGCAAAAUCCUGUGAUAUAGCGCAAAAUCUGCGAUAUACGAAAUUAGAUAUAAAAGUCGCGAGACAACAAAAAUGUAACCCACGAUAGACGAGGGAUCACUUUACACUUUAUAUUUAUAAUUUUUAUUCUUUGCCAGAAAGAAGCACCCAUGUUUAUCCCUUUGCUAAAGCAGAAAUCUUAAAUGCUUCAAUAAAAAAAUUCACAAAAUAAAUAUUCUUCUUCUAGUUUCCUGAACCUGGUGGUGCAUCUGAUUGCCAAAUGUAAAAUAAGCUCAUGUGACAUUGUCAACUUUAUCUUGAAGACAGCAGUUCCUGAAGGUAUUUCUAAACAUUUUGUUAGUUAUCUUCAAAUCAAGCCAUGUAUAGCCAAGAAAGGUUGUAUAAUGUAGAGUUGAUGAAUGAGAAAAGUUUCUGAGCUGAUCCCCUUGAAAUAGUGUAAAAUUGCUUGAGAGAUCUCCAACAUCCCCUUCCUUCCUUAAGGUAGUCCUUUUGUAAAAUUGAUGCACCAUUUCUACACUAUUAUCAAAUAACAUUUUUUUUUAAAAAUCUAUACAAUAAAUGAAAAUUCUACCUAGAUCUAGACAUAUUUAUGUUUUUUUUAAAUUUACAACAAAAAAAAAUUGUAGCCAUAAAACAAUGUUUAAAAUUUCUUACCCAGAAGACAAAAAAGGCUGUGAAAUGCCACUGGAGGAGGUGAGAGAUACCUGUGUGGAGAUUAUGGUAAGUCCUGUUACAGUGGAAACAGAUUGGGAACCUAAGUUUUUCUCUCCUAAUGAUUAGAUAGACUAUUUAGAAGAGAUGUUCCGACACAUAUGCCAGUUAAGUUGUCGGUAAGGAAGAUUUAAAAGUUGUUAAAUUUAAAAGCUGAUUUGGAGUAUGCAGUUCUUUUAUAUAAAAAAAAAUAUAUAUAUUUUGUGUUCAUCUUUUCUUUUUUUUUUUGUAGCACAUCUUGCUGUUUGAACUCCAGCGAGGUGUCUUGUCAAGAAAAGGAAAUGGAACCGUUGGAGACCUGCCGUUACUGACUGGAUUAGCGACACAAAGGGACUGUCUGACCCUCCUGCUGUUACAGAGUAAAGGAGAAAGGUUUGUCUGAAGCCAAUGGUCUCCUAACUGUUCUGGUCACGCACCCUGACUUUAUUUUAAAGAAUGAUUUGGUACCCUGAAUAAAAACCAAAUAAUAUAGGCCCUUGUGCUACAAAUAUUAGGCAAAACUUCACAUGCACCAGAUAUUAAUGAAUGUUCUAAAUAAUUUAAAAACUGGUAAUAUUAAAUUCUAUGCAGUUGAAUUAAAAUUGUAUUUUUUUUAAAAACUUUUCUUUAUUUUUGGAAGAUAAUUGAUUUCAUUAUCAGAAAUUUUCUACUCUCAAUUUUACUUUCAAUUCUGUCCACUUGAAGAGUUCCGUGGUUACAGAGACUGUUGACCUACACAGCCCUGCAGGCGGGGGAGAACUGUGCAGCGUCCAUCUUGUCCACUGUAGUCUUCAACUCACAAACUUCUCAACAGGUAGGUGAGGCUUUCUCUUCUGGUCUAGAAAACUCAUGCCAACUCCUAUCUUUUUUUUUGACAGAAUAUAAAUACGAUUGUUGACUUUGACCGGCUGACUUAUGAGACUUGCCGGAGUUACAUGAGCCCUAUAAGACUUUCAAGAUUUUUCACUGCGUUUGUGUAUUAAUAUCUGUUCCUAUCUAGUAUUAUAGUUUUUUUGCUUACUGUGUUGUAAAUUAAUAUAGCUUUUAUUUCUGUAUAUUUGAUUUUGUAUUUUUAUAUCAUCUUAAAAGAAUAACUAAAUUGUCUUUUGUUAAUAUCACUAGCUUUGGUACAACGUAUAGUUUGUACAACUGUCUAAUUCUAUUACAGUUGACAAAAUUUAACAACAGUUCAGUAUUAGAAGCUCCGUAUAGUUCCAAGCCCAUGUCAACUUCUUUCAGCACUUUAAAAGUGUGUGCUGUUGUUAACAUUAAUAUUUAGAGAUAUGUCAACAGAAUUAUUGGUCUAGGUCUCUUAUAUUUAACCCGUUUUUUUUUCUCCUGAUGCCCAGCUGGGCAACUUCUACAGGUUAAAGCAGGGCAUGGAGCUGGUCUUUCCGACAGUGACACAAACAACUUUGGUCCUCAUUUUUAAUAAGCUGGAGUCGUCGGCAUCAUCCUUAGUUCUGUCACCGGCAGGCGCCACCCAGUCAUCCGAAGCUCCAGCAACAAUUUCUGCACCUGCCUCGUUGACACACAUGCUGCUGGCGUUGAGAAAUCUUGAGAGAAUUGUUAAUGUUGAGAAAGUGAAGAUCAACAAGAGGGCCCUGUCCAACAGGUAGUGCUUGAGUGUAUGUUGCCUCGCAUGUCACAAACAGUUAGUACAUGAGUGUAUGUUACCUCUUAUGUCAGAAACAGGUAGUCUUGAGUGUAUGUUACCUCUUAUGUCAGAAACAGGUAGUCUUGAGUGUAUGUUACCUCUUAUGUCAGAAACAAUUAGUACUUGAGUGUAUGUUACCUCUUAUGUCAGAAACAGGUAGUCUUGAGUGUAUGUUACCUCUUAUGUCAGAAACAGGUUGUCUUGAGUGUAUGUUACCUCUUAUGUCAGAAACAGUUAGUACUUGAGUGUAUGUUACCUCUUAUGUCAGAAACAGUUAGUACUUGAGUGUAUGUUACCUCACAUGUCAGAAAAAGGUAGUGAAUCAGUAUCUUGUCCCAUUUCGGAAAAAGUAAAAAGCCCUAGUUGUGUUUAACUUGUUCUCUGGGUAUGGUUCAUGUUAUGGUUCUUGUUAUGGCAUUCUACAUGUUAUGAUAGAUUUUAUGGUAUAUUUUCUCACAUGAAAUGAGUAACACCACAACAGUUUGAGGCAUACAAACCACAAAAUAUACCCACAUGAAAGGUUCUUACACGGUAUUUUCAGAAUCCCAACACCCCACAAGAACAGUCUCUCCGCUCCUCAACUCCACGGGGUAUCAAUGAGGCUAUAAAACAAAAUUGUUCUUCAUCACACUUGAAUCCCUUGGUGCUUUACUUUGAUCCAGAUCUUUAAUUUCCCUGUUCCAGUUAAUAUUCACCAAUAAAAAUUAGCUGAAGUCUACAGAUAAAACUAGCUGAAAUCUACAGAUAAAACUAGCUGAAAUCUUCAGAUAAAAAGACCUAGGAUUUCUAUAUUUUUUUAAAGUAAAUCUUCCCCCGCACCUCCCCUCUUUUAAAAACAAAGGACUAUUUCGUGAAAAAUAAUAAUUUUCUCCUUUUAAAAAUAUAAAUUGCUCUCUAAUGUUUCAUAUCUCUUCCUGUAUCAGUUCAUCAUGAUGUUUUUAUUUCAGUGCCAUUAUUGAGGGUUUGCGGCAGCGACAUUCUGUCAUGUGUGACUUCCUGGCCUCCCAGGAUCUGAACGUCAGCAUGUGUGCCCUGCGCCUCAUGAACAUGAUUGGGUUCCCGGCAGACCUGAGCACGUCACUGCUGACCAGACUGUGUGGCGUCAUCGCCAUGACCUUCUUCUCAUCUCUUCACAUGAAAGUAGACGAAGCUGGUAGGGCAACAUUUACGUGAAUUAUGUGCUGUUGGUUUAUGAGCUAUGAUUUUGAGAAUUUAAUCUCUUAUUUUACUCUAUGGCUCGUGUCAAAAAGUCCAUAACAAGGUUUAUAAGCUAUGAUUUUGAGAAUUUAAUCUCUUAUUUUACUCUAUGGCUCGUGUCAAACAGUCCAUAACAAGGUUUAUAAGCUAUGAUUUUGAGAAUUUAAUCUCUUAUUUUACUCUAUGGCUCGUGUCAAACAGUCCAUAACAAGGUUUAUAAGCUAUGAUUUUGAGAAUUUAAUCUCUUAUUUUACUCUACGGCUCGUGUAAAACAGUCCAUAACAAAGAAUGAUACUGUUAAUUAAAUACAGUAGGGAAGAAUGAUACACAAACUAGGGCUAAUUACAAAUAAUAAUUUUUUAAGCUAAUUUUAAAUUCCAAAAUCAAAUAGGCUAUUCACUUACAGUACAGCAAUGAAAUUGUACGGGUAUAAUGUUGAAAAAGGUGCAUACACACACAGAGUAAAUAUUAUUAUAAAAAUCUAUGAUCAGUACAACACCAUGUUCUGUCUCUCUCAGUCUCUAUCUAGCUCUAUCUUUCCCUAUGUUGAUUGGCUUAUCUAUAUUCUUUCUUAGAGACUUUUCCAGAAAGGGGGUUUCGUAUUUUAGCUGUGCCGUCUUGUAAGUUCUAAAGAAUUCUAAUUCUAAAGACUAAAGAAUGUGUUUACUUGUAGUCAAGGGAGAAAACUUGUAAUUGAACCAGACCCAUCGUCGCCGAAUUUGGGGUCCCCCACCCAGAGUUCAUGCAUGGGGUUCGUGAUGUAAACAAACGCCUACCGCAACAAAGCGUUUUGUUGCACUUGCCACCGGCUUUUGUUUGAUCCCCUCUGAGCCCCAAUUCUCCGAUUUCCAUUUGUCAUGUAAUUCUUAGGUUUAGUAAACGGCUUAGUCUGGCAUUCCGUUUUAAUCUAUCAAGUUUUGAUAGAUCCUGUUUUAAUUAUCAAGUUUUGGUGGAUCCUGUUUUAAUCUAUCAAGUUUUAUUGGAUCCUGUUUUAAUCUAUCACGUUUUGGUGGAUCCUGUUUUAAUCUAUCAAGUUUUAUUGGAUCCUGUUUUAAUCUAUCAAUUUUUGGUGGAUCCUGUUUUAAUCUAUCAAGUUUUGGUAGAUCCUGUUUUUAUCUAUCAAGUUUUGGUGGAUCUUAGUUUUCCCUUUCCUGAAACACGUGUUGUAAAAGAAUUUCGGAAUGUAUGUGCAAACCUUUAACAAAUCCUUAAUAAUGACAAUACUCUUCUAUACUCAGUGAUGGAAAUGUUUUAAAAUUCAUAUAAAUACAAAAGGUGUUAUGCCCAUAGACAUAUCACUUGCUCAAAAUUUUGAACUCAAAAAUAAGAUUGACAGUCUGCAGUUAAUAGUUGUAAGAAUUGACCAAAAGACAUGUUCCUGCCGUCACAACAGAGAACCCUGACAAGCCCAAGAGGAGGACCCAGCUUUGUGUGUCCUGUGUGGAGCAGCUCAGUCACACUGCCUUCACGAAAAGUUUAUUCAUUCACCAUCUGGUAGAAGGGGCUGUCCAGAAGGUAAGCCUGCUGAUUGCUUUCUCAGGGACAGGCUGCACAACCCCCGCCCCCCCUCACACCCACCCAACCCUAUACUUUUUAUUCUGAAGCUGUGUGACACAAGACCAGGUUAAGUAACUGGUCAGCCCCACAAAGCAGCUGAUCUCAGGGGAAGGAGAACCUUAAGAAAAAACCUUAGCCACAAAAGAUGGAAGACAUCAUAAUAUUAAAAUCACUUUUCAUCCACUCCUGACAUAAUGCACUGAAUACAAAUAAUGAUAAUGUUAGAGUUUGUGUAUUUGAUUAUUAGCUUUAAAUGUACUAAAUAAAAUAUUUUUAUAAUCAGAUUUAAAUGUAAUAAAAAAAAUAUUUUUGAAAUGAUUGACGGGUCACAUAUUUGGGAUGUGAUUGACUGGUGGGUCACAAAAGUUUCAAAUUUUUUUAUUUUAUUUUUAAUCCACAGGAAAAUGUCAAUUUAUUUGGUGGCAGGUGGUAUCCAAUAGUCAUGGCAUCCACUACAUCCACAACAUCCAGCAGUGUCUCGGACACAGUCUCAUUACUAGAGGAAAACAGACAACAAAGUCUGUCCAUAGCUCUGCCUAGGUUUCACUCGAGUGUGUAUCAUGGAGGUGUCAUACGACAGAGUGUCAAGGCACAGCUGCCAAAUAAGUCUUAUUCUAAAGUAAGUCAAGACACAGCUGCCCAAUAAGUCUUAUUCUAAAGUAAUACAAGACACAGCUGCCAAAUAAGUCUUAUUUUAAAGUAAGUCAAGACACAGCCUUAUUCUAAAGUAAGUCAAGACCCAGCUGCCCCAAUAAGUCUUAUUCUAAAGUAAGUCAAGACACAGCUGCCCAAUAAGUCUUAUUCUAAAGUAAUACAAGACACAGCUGCCAAAUAAGUCUUAUUCUAAAGUAAGUCAAGACACAGCUGCCCAAUGAGUCUUAUUCUAAAGUAAGUCAAGACCCAGCUGCCCCAAUAAGUCUUAUCCUUAAGUAAGUCAAGAAACAGCUGCCCAAUAAGUCUUAUUCUAAAGUAAUACAAGACACAGCUGCCAAAUAAGUCUUAUUCUAAAGUAAGUCAAGACCGAGCUGCCCAAUAAGUCUUAUUCUAAAGUAAGUCAAGACACAGCUGCCCAAUAAGUCUUAUUCUAAAGUAAGUCAAGACCGAGCUGCCCAAUAAGUCUUAUUCUAAAGUAAGUCAAGACACAGCUGCCCAAUAAGUCUUAUUCUAAAGUAAGUCAAGCCACAGCUGCCCAAUAAGUCUUAUUCUAAAGUAAGUCAAGCCACAGCUGCCUAAUAAGUCUUAUUCUAAAGUAUGUCAAGACAGCUGCUGAAUAAAUCUUAUCCUAAAGUAAGUAAAGGCUCAGCUGCCCAAUCAUCCCUUUACAGAAUCAUGUGUCCGGUAAUUGUCUGACAUAUGCUAUUUAACUUUACAGAUUCAGGUGUCCAGUAACUGUCUGACAUUGACGGAGACGUUAUGGCUGUGCUGCCGAGAGUUGAACCCAUCAAACCUAACAGAAUUUUCUCCCCUUGAACCUGGCAGUGAAGUGCCCAUGGAGACCAACCAGCUGAAACCCUCGGUACGUUGCAUAGCGAUCUCCUACACCCACUUCAGAUUUGUUCACUCAAUGUAGGUGUAAACUCUCAGUAUGUUUCAUUGCUAUCUCCUACACCCACUUUCAGAUGUGUUCACUCAAUGUAGGUGUAAACUCUCAGUAUGUUUCAUUGCUAUCUCCUACACCCACUUUCAGAUGUGUUCACUCAAUGUAGGUGUAAACUCUCAGUAUUUUUCAUUGCUAUCGCCUACACCCACUUUCAGAUGUGUUCACUCAAUGUAGGUGCUAUCAGUGGAAGUGCAAGUUUUGCUUCUGGUUAAAUUCACUUAUUGGUCACUUUGGAUGUGUCAGUGGUGGUGAUUGGGGGGGGGGGGAGGCACAGCAAUGAAAGCAGCAUAUAUCUUGUGUAUCGUGCUGUGCCGUCCAGUCCCCCCCCCCCCUUCCUCCCCGCCCUGGGUCAGCCUCAUGGGAUAGAAACUAUAAGUAAUUAAGAAAAAUUACAUGGUAAAAAAAGAUUAUUUUUUAUUUUAAAAUUGGGGGGGGGGGGAGGCACAGCAAUGAAAGCAGCAUAUAUCUUGUGUAUCGUGCUGUGCCGUCCAGUCCCCCCCCCCUCUUCCUCUCAGCUCUGGGUCAGCAUCAUGUGAUAGAAACUAUAAGUAAUUAAGAAAAAUUACAUGGUAAAAAAAGAUUAUUUAUUAUUUUAAAAUUACUGUUUGGUUAGGAAAAUCUUAGUCGCCACUUAUCAACUAAUGAACAAAUAUUAGUAACUAGAUAGAGCCCGCCAAACAUUGGCGACAGCAAUGCGUGAACUUCCCAUCUACUAAAGUUACUUGUCAAAAAUGUGAACUCAAGUUACGCACAAUUUAAGAAAGCCAAUUUAGCUACACCCCUUCCCCCCCCUUUUUUUUUUUCAUGAUAGGUCACUGCACACUUUUUAUUUCAGGCCCAUCAACUAUAUUAAUAUUCUCAUGUCCCAACCACUUUUAAACCGAAUAUUUUUUUUAUAUUUUGCGCGCUAGUGAACUCAUUAUUUAACCACACUCUGGCGUAUCUAUAUAUAGCCUGCGUGGUGGUGUUUGACCUUCGCUGGCGAAUUAUAUAGAUACUCAUCUUAACCAUGUUACAAAAAAAUCUUCAAGCUUUGUGUGUGUGUGUAAUAAAUGAAACUUCUGUACAUUCUGUAUGUGUAUUUACACAGCUUUUGAACAUACAUGCUGCUUGUAGUAUUGUGCUUGAACAGAAUCAACACAUUUUAUUCAAAAGAUUUUUUUCACUGACUUUGUACAAAAAAAAUAUUUGGUAACUUUUAUAUAUGGAUAGGGAAUUAAGUAAAUUAAUUUUAUAAAAUAAAGUUGAAUAACAUUAAGAUUGCCAAAGAUAAUGACAGAAUGCUUUUAAAACUGCAUUUAGAGUGCAUCAUUGAAACAGUACAUUAGUGAGAGUUCAGCCCGCACACUGGGCUGUGUUAUCGUGGAGAUACUGACCUUGGACUCAUUGUACAAUGACAUACAUUGGCAGGACCCCGACUUCCGCAAAGUUACCACAGAAAGGUAUUGUUUAUCUUGUGUAAAAGUUGCAAACUGGGGAAAUGUUCUCCUAAUAUUUUUAGUAUUAAAAUAAUUGAAAAGCACACAAACACAUUCAAAGAAGUGAACCUCUUAAACGCAUAUACAGUAAUACCUUGUACAUUCGCGAGGUUAGGUUCCAGAACCCAUCACUGAUCAGGGGGAAUCCUGAAUAUUUGGUACGGGUCACUAAAAAUGCUAAUAAAUGCUUCUUUAUAGAGUUUAACCCCUAAAUAUGACCCAAUUCAUGCUCUCAAAGCACUUUAAUUCCUUUAAAAGUUAGUUUAAUACAUUACCCUUGGAAAAAUGGUUGACGUAAAACAAAAAAAUUGGUUCACUUAAAAAUAGUGUACAGUGUAAUAGUGUAAUGACUAUUUGCCACACUAGCUAAUUUACAGUAUGGUAUACUAAUGGGGAAGGAUGGACCUGGGAUUCACUCACACUAUAGUACACAAAGCAUCCGAGCUAAAGCCAGUCAGCAACAAGGAAAGCUGAUAGCUUGCCGUGUGAUUGGCUACUCGAUAAUGUGUUAUUAUGGAGCCUACGACAUAGCCUUCACCUGAUAUCCAUUGUCUAUGAAGACGAGCAGAAAAUUGAUCAUUUUUACAUUGAAUUUACCUUAACAUUUAGUAUUACAAAAUAGUAAAUCAACUACAGUAUUUUCUAAUAAUUAUGUAACCAUUAGUGUUACAAAGGGAAUAACCUUUGCCAAAUGGGUAUCGCAUCAGUGCAGUACUUUACAUAAAAAUGAAUGUAUCUAUAAGAAAGCGAAGUUUUUAAGAAGGAAUUUCUAAACUUAUUUCUUUUAUUUUUAUGUCUUUAACUUUCCCCCCUAAAGCUAAUAGAAUUUCCAUUUUUUUUAAAUUUCUUAUUGUUUUAGCACUUAAUAGCAUGAAAACUCAUAAAUUACUUAAAAAAUUAAACUUUUUUUUUUUUGAGGAUUUGGCAAAUUUUGCAGAAAAAACAGUAAUGCAAAUUAGUUUCCAAUAAAAAUUGUGUGAAUGCGUGCACCCACAAAUCCUGAAAAACAUGAAUUGAAUGGACAAGAUAUGACUGCAUUCAAACAUCUCCUACAACAAUGGGAAUAUGACCUAAUACUGUUUUUAUUUUUACUGUUUCCUAUUUACAGGGACACACUUGUGUGGAAAAGACUGGAAGAACUGCCUUUACUCUGGAAUAUAAUUCAAGAAUUUAGCUCAAGUGAGUAGAUUUAAUUCUGUAUGAGACAUUCCUUUUCACAAGGGUGUAUUGCACUGCAGCUAGUCAAUUAAUUAUUAAUUUGUAAGCAUAAAAUUGCAGUUAAUAAAUUUAAACAUUACUUAUAUAGUUGUUAAGUCCUUUAUAUUGACUUCGCUUUUGUUUGUGGCUGAGUGGGUGGCAAAUAUGACGGCUAAUUGACCGACUUCCCCGUCAAGCUAUAAAGCUGAAACGUGGGAUAUAGACUCAUUGCAGAUUGUAUCAAACUUUCAGCCCCCCCCAAAAAAAAAUCUGUUUUUUCUGUUUUACAAGGGGAACAUGAAGGAAAAUUCCCGAUCACGGGCUAAAUAAGAUUCUUAAGAAAAUGUAUGGCAAGUGCGUUUGGUGCGUAAUAAUUUGUUUUGCUUUUCUGAAAUACUUGGUCAAAUAAAUCUGCAGUGUAAAAACGGGCGGGUUUUUAGAAUAUUUUAAUAUAGUUCAGGGGAAGAAAAAAAAAAGUGCAUUUUCUAGCCUUGGGAGGGGAAGCACUAAUUGGGAUUCUUAUAAAGUGGGUUCCUUUUAUGCAUGUUUUGUCCAAUUUUCAGCCCCACCCCCAUUGCUCAAUAUUACAUUUUUCAAAGGAUUUAUAUGAAAUUUUUGUUGUUGUUGGUGUUGUUUAAUUUGUAUCAUUAUCUUUUAAAAGGUUGUGUUUUCUUGUUUUACCUGAGUCCUGUUCUGAGGUCGUUGAUGGCUGUGAUUAUGAAUCACCUGGAGGUCUCCAGGGAGACGUUUAUGAAAAACUGCCCCAAACAGUUUGAGGGUGCAGUCAAACUUGUCUACUGUCUGACUCAGGUCGGUCUAUUUUUACCAUAUUUAUAACAAUACCUUGUUUAGAUCAACUCUAGAAUUUUAAUUUUAAAGACCUAGUAAAUGCUACAUUUUUGUAAAUGACAUUCCAGCAUCUUGAGAGUUCAUUAUUAAUUAAACCAUGUUUUUUUUGUGGGUUUUUUCAGGGUUCUCUGGUUCCCCCGCCUUUGUCCAAUGUAUCUGAGUUGUUCCCUUUUGUUUCACCUUAUGAAGGUUAUCUCCUUUUGCUUGGCUUGUGGAGAUACAUCAAGGUAAGUUAUUUGUACUCAAUAAACUUUGUACCAAAAAGUUUUGUGUUAAUUUUCUUGAAUUUGAAAAUUUUUUUGUAUUAUUUAAUUUGAAAGCUUUUUUUGUUGGUAUUUUCUAUAUUUAGAAGUACUUUCAUUUUGCUUGUUUAAAAAAUAAGGAGCUGUUUUGUGUUAUUUCCAGGAUAAUCCUCCCUCAGAAUUUGAAAAAGAAGUGAAAAGCAGAAGUGAGUUAGAAUAUCUUUAUUAAAUGUCCUGCUUUAAAAAAAAAAAAAGUUACAUCUUUCAGAGAUAUUUUAAAAAAUGAGAUAUUUACUUCAUCUUCUAUGUUUAAAUACCGUAGCUUUAAAAAAAAAAGUUACAUCUUUCAGAGAUAUUUUAAAAAAUUAGAUAUUUACUUCAUCUUCUAUGUUUAAAUACCGUAGCUUUAAAAAAAAAAGUUACAUCUUUCAGAGAUAUUUUAAAAAAUUAGAUAUUUACUUCAUCUUCCAUGUUUAAAUACCGUAGCUUUAAAAAAAAAAGUUACAUCUUUCAGAGAUAUUUUAAAAAAUUAGAUAUUUACUUCAUCUUCUAUGUUUAAAUACCGUAGCUUUAAAUUAAAAAAUUAUCUCCAUUCUUCAGUGUUUUUUUUUUGAAGGUUUUGAUAGUUGCUAUCCUGCACAAUUAGUAUUUAUUUAUGAAAAUAUUAUUUCUAUAAAAACUCAUUUUUUUAUGUUUCAGCUUGUGAUGCUUCUCAUAUGUUUGUGGUCAACUCCAUCAUACAUGCCAACAUUCACCACAUGGGUCAUCUCUGUCCAAGAAUCUUCAACAUGUAAAACAACUUUUUAAGUCCUGGGGAGCCACACGAAUGGAAAGUCCCUAAUUUACAGUGUGCUGCAGGGACAAUCAUUUCUUUAUUUAGAGUUUUAAAAAAAAAACUUUAUCAUAUUUUUGUAAGCUGAAAGAUUUCCAAAUCCUUAGCUGCACAUUGUCAUAUUUGAUUUUUUUUUAAAUAACUCAGCAAACAGGGGUUCACUAUUGCUAAGUGCAUGUCACAAACAGCAAUGACAAGUGCAAACAUUUUUUUGGGGAGGGGAUUCCUUCAAGAUAAUAUUUGUAUUUUAAAAAAAUAUUGGCUACCACUUGCUAACGUGUAAAUUGGAUACUUUUUUAAAAUAUUUUUUUUAAUGACCAAAAUAAGUUGUACAUUUUAAGUUAGCCAUGUUAUAUAUAUGAGUUUUGGAUUGAAUGUUGUCAGUUCAAUUAAAAGAUUUUAUUACUCCUCAAGUGAUAAUUUUCUUGCUUGUACAAUUCUCAAUUUAUUUCAAAGAAAAUA